ACUAAUGCAAUGUUCAUGGACUUGGUUGUUGAGUCUCCCCAACUUUGCACGGUCAUGAUAUAUGUUAAUUGUUAAAGUUCACAGCUAUUACUUUUAGUCAACGAGGUCAACUUGCUUAUGAGCUUGAUGGGUAUGAUGAUGGAGAUCAAUUAGUAUUAAGAAGGUUUGUGCAUGAGGGAUUAAAGUUGAACUGCAUGUGCAUGACUAUGAAUCUAUCUCAUUCUCAUGGAAUUUAGUUGAAGAGGAAUGGAAACAUGGAGCGAGUGAUAUCAUCUUUCAUAAGUUCGUUUCUUCUUUGGUCACUCUUGUUGCUUCUUUUGGUGCUUAAGGUUUCUGGCAACGCUGAAGGUGAUGCCCUGACUGCAUUAAAGAACAGUUUGAAUGAUCCUAGCAAUAAUCUUCGAAGCUGGGAUGUUACCCUUGCCAAUCCAUGCACAUGGUUUCUUGUCAAAUGCAAUGGUGAUAAUAGUGUGACCCGUGUUUAUCUUGGAAAUGCAAACCUUUCGGGACAACUGGUUCCACAGCUUGGUCAGCUCCCAAAUUUGCAAUACUUGGAACUUUACAGUAAUAACAUAACUGGGAAUAUCCCAAAGGAGCUUGGAAAUUUGACAAAGUUGGAGAGCUUGGAUCUUUACUCGAACAAGUUAACUGGUCUCAUUCCGGACACACUGGCCAACCUUAAACAACUACGUUACCUGCGCCUCAACAAUAACAGCUUGUCUGGAAACAUUCCUAUGUCUUUGACCAAUGUUACUACCCUGCAAAUCCUUGAUUUAGCAAACAACAACUUAUCAGGAGAUGUCCCAGUCAAUGGUUCAUUUUCAAUGUUUACUCCAGUCAGUUUUGACCAUAACCCUUUCUUGAAGAAGAAAUCCCCUCUAGCUCCACCACUUUCUCGGCAACAACAAACUACGUCAGGUAGCAGUGCCACUGGGGCUAUUGCUGGAGGAGUUGCUGUGGGUGUUGCUGUGUUGUUUGCUGCCCCUGCAAUUGCACUUGCUUAUUGCCUUAGAAGAAAGCCAAAGGAUUAUUUCUUUGAUGUUCCUGCUGAGCAGGAUCCUGAAGUUCACCUUGGUCAGCUUAUAAAGUUUUCACUGCGGGAACUGCAAGUUGCAACAGAUAGUUUUGAUAAGAAUAACCUUCUUGGUACAGGUGGAUUUGGCAAAGUUUAUAAAGGACGCUUAGCAAAUGGUUCUCUUGUAGCAGUAAAAAGACUUAAAGAGGAACGCACCCAAGGUGGGGAGCUACAAUUUCAAACUGAAGUGGAAAUGAUCAGCAUGGCUGUGCAUCGAAAUUUGCUUCGGCUGCGUGGUUUUUGCGCAACAACUACUGAGCGGUUACUUGUAUAUCCUUUCAUGGUUAACGGAAGUGUAGCAUCUUGUUUACGUGAGCGUCCGGAAUCUCAACCACCACUUGAGUGGUCAAAAAGGAAGCAUAUUGCCCUGGGAGCUGCUAGGGGCCUUGCCUAUUUGCAUGAUCAUUGUAACCCGAAGAUUAUUCAUCGUGAUGUCAAAGCUGCUAAUAUAUUGUUGGAUGAGGAAUUUGAAGCAGUUGUUGGAGAUUUUGGUUUAGCAAAGCUUAUGGAUUACAAAAAAACUCAUGUUACCACUGCUGUAUGUGGUACCCUUGGGCAUAUAGCACCUGAGUACCUCUCAACUGGAAAGUCUUCAGAGAAGACUGACGUUUUUGGAUAUGGUGUUAUGCUUCUUGAACUAAUAACUGGAAAGAGGGCUUUUGAUCUAGCACGACUUGCCGAAAAUGAUGAUAUCAUGUUGCUUGAUUGGGUUAAAAAACUUCUGAAAGAGAGGAGAUUGGAGAAACUGGUGGAUGCAAAUUUAAAGGGAAAUUAUGAUGAGGAGGAGGUAGAACAGCUAAUCCAAAUGGCAUGUCUAUGCACACAAGGGUCCCAUUGGGAAAGGCCCAAGAUGUCUGAGGUGGUGAGAAUGCUAGAGGGUGAUGGUUUGCCAGAAAAAUGGGAUCAAUGGCAGAAAGAGGAGAUUAUCCGCAAAGAUUUCAACCAAACCCAUCAGUAUCACCACACUGGUGAUUUGAUAAUGGACUCAACUGCAAAUAUGCAACCAGAUAUACUAUCAGGUCCUAGAUGAUCUUCGAACAUUGUGCACUAUCCUGCCUAAUGCAACACUCUCUGCUUGAAAGCUAUAUACUACUUAUUUGUGCAUAUGAUUGUCAUCUUCUGGGAAAUAUAAUUGCAGGGGAUAAUAGAAUAAUGAGAUGUUUCAUUAUGACCUUGUGAUCAUGACCAUAUAUUGUGUCAGUUGAAAAUACAACCAUUAAUAAGAAGUAAAAAAAUGAAA
Messenger RNA from Gastrolobium bilobum, 2315 nucleotides. Its product is annotated as BRASSINOSTEROID INSENSITIVE 1-associated receptor kinase 1-like. The coding region runs from base 255 to 2105 and encodes 616 amino acids. The transcript is spliced from 11 exons. Gene Ontology annotation, molecular function: protein kinase activity; ATP binding; protein binding. The record is from RefSeq and is a predicted model, not a curated record. Gene Ontology annotation, biological process: protein phosphorylation. Lineage: Eukaryota; Viridiplantae; Streptophyta; Magnoliopsida; Fabales; Fabaceae.